This is a messenger RNA of Triplophysa rosa, 1435 nucleotides long. It is a transcript of the gene rmp24, whose product is annotated as linkage group 16 C18orf21 homolog. The transcript has 5 exons. Bases 165 to 788 code for a protein of 207 amino acids. NCBI's taxonomy places the organism in Eukaryota, Metazoa, Chordata, Actinopteri, Cypriniformes, Nemacheilidae. The record is from RefSeq and is a predicted model, not a curated record.
GGUGUAUGGUGGGUAAUAGUGAAACAGACUACGGAUACAGGCACGCUUUUUCUGUAGUUACGUUAGACCAAGAAAACAUAGAUGUACAACAUUUUGCACUAUAAGUAAAGUAUACAUUAUACUUGUAACGUUUUGAAUUUAGACGCCUUGUUUUUCAAGCAGCCAUGGCCGAGUCGACAACUCGCGAGUUUUUAGUAAAUGCCUCUUUGAUUUACAAAGACAUCUGCCCAGAACAAUCGCGCUUUCUUAUGAGACGACAUCAGAGAAAUGCUGCCGCCCUGCCGGAUUCUAUGCUCUGCCCGUUCUGUUACCAAUGGCGACUGCCGGAUAACCAUCGGGUGCGUCUGCGGCCCAAGCGGAAGCCCACGGCGCGGAUCAGAAGGCUUCUGAAGCGGCAGUCGAUGGGAAAGAGACUCAGCAGAGAAGAGACUGUAGUGCUCCAGAAGUUUAAAAGGGCCACUAAUGCUCUGAUGGCCACUUGCUACACCUGUGAUAAAUUGUCCAGACUACCGGGAACCAACAGGGAAAUUUUGGCUACUCCGUCGAAGAGCCGCGGCACCCCGUGGAGUGCGAGCAAAAACAGGACUCCGCAGUCGGCUAAAAGAGCGACUCCAAAAUCUGCUUUUUCAGACCAAACACCGAGCAAAACGCCUAGGUCAGUGUCCUCAAACACCAGCUCUUCAUCGUCGAAGUCGUCACCUUUUGCUCGACUCAAGAAGCUCCUUACGCUGGAGGAUAAACAGCAGAGCAGGAAAGGUGGUCUGAAAGACUUUCUGUCCACUCUCUGAAGAUCUCAGAGCUGUUAGAGAAGAGGCUCUGGCCCACUUUGAGUUGGUCUACAAUGAAAUCUGGAGCAUCCAGGUGGAUAUAGCUGGAGAUCACUCACUUUUUCAUAUGUUAUUACGCCACCUGGUGGAGGUGUCACUAUAGCCUGGUUUAUCAAGCUCAUUUAGGCACUAACAGAUAUAUUAAAGAGAAGGUCUUUCUUCCUUAUGUUGAGUGUCUAUCUCUGGAUUCUGGUGGUCAAGUGCAUAUUUAAGGGGGUUAUCACUUGUGCUGCAGACCUAUGUUUUGACUUUAAAAUGUUUGCCAAUUAUUUCCACGAUGUCUCUUUUUUUAUUCUUUUUUUAUGUGUUGUAUGGUUCAUGUUAAUCUUAUACACUUUAUUUUUUCACACAUUUGUAUCCACAGCCGUACUUUUGAAUCACUGCUACAAUUUUGUAUUGAAAGAGGUAUAGUCUUUACACUAGUUUACACACUGAAAAGAAGAACGGGGCUCGGUUUUCUGGUUGUUUACAUUUUGAUGGGCUAUUUGCCUUUACAAGCAAAGACCAAAGAUAGUUAGCUUCUUUGUUAAUUCUGUGUCUUCUUCACAAUGCAAUUGAAAAAAAACGUUUUUGUCAUGGAAUAUUUUCAAUAAAUGUAAACUCUUGGU